Molecule: messenger RNA, 2337 nt
Organism: Symbiodinium natans
Lineage: Eukaryota; Dinophyceae; Suessiales; Symbiodiniaceae
Source: the annotation of a GenBank genome assembly
AUGCUGACUUUCGCCAGCGCUGUCGCUGAUGGAAGGAUUGGCAGGACUCUGGACCUAAGAAGCCGACCUGUCAGAAGACCUUUUUCCGAGUUUGGGCUUCCACAAGGUGCAGCUCGAUCUUGGCUGGCUGCAGUUGCAGCUGGUGUGGCAAGGUUCGGAAGCGCUUCCUCUAAGCUCACCCGUAGGUGCAAACCUGCUGUCAGGGGGCCCGAUGAGAGGGACUUGCAGCUUGACGGCCGCGGCGCGAAGGCUCUCCGCUCCCUGGCUUGGAGUUCCUCAGCUCUUGAAGUGCCGCAGAGGAAGAAGCAAAGUAGAGAGGCAGUGAAGAGGGCUGCGCUCCGGAGGUUGAGGGACCAUGCGGCCAGCAAGGGCGGGCGAUGUAUCUCUGUGGAGUACACGAACAGCAAGACGAAGGUCCAGUGGGAGUGCGAAUUCGGGCACAGGUGGCAGGCUACACCGGACAAUGUGCUGCAUCGGGGGUCCUGGUGUCGUCGCUGCGGCAUCAACAAGCAAAGCCUCAGCUUGCACCAACUCAAAGAGCACGCGAGGACAAAAGGUGGCAGGUGCUUGUGUGACCACUACGGGAACGCUCGGACUAAGGUUCGCUGGCAGUGCAAGCUGGGACACACCUGGGAGGCCACAGCAAACAUGGAGCAUGCCGCCGCCCGUGGUGGCAAAUGCUUGGCUACUGAAUAUGUUGGCAUGAAGGCGAAAGUUCCGUGGCAGUGCGACAAAGGCCACACUUUGCGUGCGAGAGCAGACAGCGUGCUGAACCACAACUCCUGGUGCCCGGCCUGCUCGAAGAACGCACCCUUGGGAUUGGAGCGACUGCGGAGCCACGCGGCCCACCUUGGUGGAGAGUGCCUGGCCGAGGACUACAAGAACAACCGCAUCAAGGUGCGAUGGAAAUGCAGCUCUGGCCAUAUAUGGCGAGCAACUGCGAGCAAUGUCAUCCACAAUGGCACCUGGUGCCCCGAGUGCCAGAAGAUCGGCCUGGCACGUCUUCAGGGACGCGCCGGGUCGUUGGGCGGGAGGUGCCUGGCCAAGAAGUAUAGCAACCGUGAAGCGAAAGUUCUUUGGGAAUGCCAGCUUGGCCACAGGUGGAAAGCCAGCGCCAGGAGCAUCCUUUGUCAGAAGACCUGGUGCCCUCAAUGUGCAGUCAGUGCAUGGAAGACGGAGGCCGAGAUCCGCAGCAUUUUGGAAGCCAUCUUCGAUCCCGCAAGGUUUGAGUCGUCCUAUCCAAAAUUUCUGGGAGGUCUGCAGCUGGACGGGUACUGCUCCAGGCUGUCCUUGGCUUUUGAGUACCAGGGGGAGCAGCACUUCGAUCCUGACAACUACUUCCAUUUCGGAGACCGCUCAAGCUUUCAGAGCCAGCUGGAGAGGGAUGACAGGAAGCGUCAGCUUUGCGAAGAGGCCGGCGUGCGACUGGUGCUGGUGCCGUGUUUUGCUAACGACAAGCGCCUUUUUGUGCUCACGGCUCUGCUUCAGUGGUUCUCCAUCGCUCAGAUCACGGCCCCGAUGUUGGCGCUGCCAAGAAGCGACGCUGACGUCGACAGACCUGGAUUUGCCGCGAACACCUCUGUGGAGUUCGUGUGGGAUGGUUUUCGUGCCGCCCUGCUGAAGUUUGAGCCGGUCUGGCGCAUCCUCAUGCUGCAGCUCUUGGAUUUCUUGGUGCGCGGCUUGAACUUGGAAGAAGAUAUCCUCGGGCGGAAGGUUCACGAGCUUUUCGUGUGGUUGACCCGCGUCCAGGCAACCCAGCGUUUCGGGCGAGACCAGGUCCUUGGCUUGCUCUUGAACCUCGACGCGGGGAGCGCCAAUGCCAACACGGUGAGCCUCUUCCGGGACGGCAUGAGGGUCUCCCAGCCGCUGCCGCUGCCGGAGGCGCUCAAGGGCAAGACGCUCUUCCCGGCGGUGACUUUCCGGAACGUCACCCUCAGCUUCAACUUUGGCCCUACGCCAAAGACGGCGCUUCCCUUCAAGUGCCACAUGCUGGGCCAGGCUGCCGCGAAGGACACGGAAGUCGUGGCCCCGCGCCAGCCCAAGGAUGGCAAGUUCGAGGUCAUCUUCCCGAUCUUGCUGCCGGAUGAGGGCUCCUUUGACUGGGUGGACCUUUUCCUCCAGCAGCAUCCGGACUUCACGGAGCUGAGCGACCGAAUGAUCCUGGAUUGGUGCGAGAAGAGCGGCAUCAGCCGGAAUCGCGGCUACCGAUGGAGGACCUCGAACGAUCGGCCGGACAUGCAGAUGAACGUGCCCGAGCUGGACAACCUCAGCAUCCGAAGAGACGUGGAGCAGUCCAUCUUGGAGACGAAGCUGGAUGCUUGUCCUGCUGACGUAUAA